Molecule: messenger RNA, 1287 nt
Organism: Penicillium odoratum
Lineage: Eukaryota; Fungi; Ascomycota; Eurotiomycetes; Eurotiales; Aspergillaceae
Product: NAD-dependent epimerase/dehydratase family protein
Exons: 1
Coding region: 1-1287 (428 amino acids)
Biological process (GO): beta-D-galactose catabolic process via UDP-galactose, Leloir pathway
Cellular component (GO): cytosol
Molecular function (GO): UDP-glucose 4-epimerase activity
Source: RefSeq, a predicted model, not a curated record
AUGGACAGCCGCCGUCAAUCAGACACAAGUACUCCUGUGGAGGGUGAUUCUCCAGAUUAUGUGGACACUCCAGCAACACAAGCCUCAGACCUCUUCGACCAUUUUAAUGAGUUGUUGCAGAGACUCCCCACUGAAAGCCCGUACAUUCUCGUUACGGGUGGGCUAGGCUUCAUUGGAAGCCACACGACAUUGGAAUUGCUCAAGGCUAAUUAUAAUGUGAUUGUCGUUGACAACCUGAGCAACGCUUUUGAGAACGUUUUUGAACGCAUCGAUCUCCUUGCUCGCAAAUUUCACGAGGAGAAUGGAACAAAAAUGCCAUCAUUGCGACUACACGCUCAUGACUAUCGAGACACAUCAGCUCUUCAAUCUCUGCUAGAGGAAUUCCAGGUUCCAUCAAGAUGGGGCAUGGCAAAGUCGAGGAUUGCAGGCGUCAUUCAUUUUGCCGCAUACAAGGCUGUGGAGGAGAGCAUCCGGAACCCAUUGAAGUAUUAUGCCAACAACGUGAGCGGCCUGAUUGACUUUGCAGCAAUGCUUGGGGAUUUCGGCAUCAAGACAUUCGUCUUUUCCUCAUCUGCCACCGUAUACGGCACUCUGGCUACUUCAGGCCUGCCGCUGAAAGAGGAGCUUUGUGUUCACAAGAAGGAAGUCCAUACCGACAACACAGGAGCAGUAAAGAUUCUUCAACCAGGAUGCAAAGGCAUCACCAACCCAUACGGACGCACCAAAUGGUUUGGCGAGGCCAUUUUAGCAGAUAUCGCUACUUCUGAUCCGGAAUGGACCAUUGUCGCUCUACGAUACUUCAAUCCUGUUGGCUGUGACCCGUCUGGCCUUUUGGGAGAAGACCCGCGGCAAACCCCAACAAACCUGCUUCCCGUGGUUGUCAAAGUGAUGACAGGCCAGUAUGCGGAGUUGUCAAUGUUUGGAACCGACUGGGAGACGAAAGAUGGCACGGCUGUCCGAGAUUUCAUCCAUGUCACUGAUUUGGCUCAGGGUCACAUUGCGGCCCUCAGGGCUGCCAACGACGGUCAACUUAGUGAAAACUUCCGCACUUUUAACCUGGGCACUGGAUCUGGACACUCUGUACUAGAGGUGGCCAACACAAUGGAGGCUGUCACCUCAAAAACCCUUCCCAGGCGGGCUGCAGAUCGCCGUGCUGGUGAUGUGGGAUCAUGCGUCGCAGUUGUCGAUCGAUCUCAAGAUGAGCUUCAGUGGAAGACAGAGAAAUCACUGAGGGAUGCUUGUCAGGACAUUUGCAAUUUCUUGGAUGUCAGUGGUCUAUCUUCAUAA